UUUAUUGGAAGAAAUGUGAUACCAUUCAUUCAGUCCAACGGCGAUAUCCAGCAGCGGCGAUGAAGUCCGUAGGCCUUACCUUUCCUCCUCCGCCUCUAUCUCCGCCUAGAUUUCAUCAUCUGAAAACCCUCCAAUUUCGCACAUUGUGUUCAUCCAAUCCAUCACAGUCGACAAAAGCGAUAGAGACAGAUUCAAGACCUGAAUACAAGCCCGGGAUCUUCGAUGACUUGUUCCUUAAAUUGUUCCGAAACAAAAUGGUACAGGAAGUUGGUUGGAAUUCAGAGAAGCCUGGAUACGACGGGCUAAUUGAAGUUGCAAACCGUCUUAUGGUCAGAAGAAGCAAUUCCGAUGCUAGAGAAGCUGCGGUGCGAAUUUUACGAUCUCUGUUUCCCCCAUUCCUGUUAGAGAUUUACAAAAUGCUUAUAGCACCUAUUCAAGGUGGAAAAAUUGCUGCAAUAAUGGUUGCAAGGGUGACUGCACUAUCUUGUCAAUGGCUCAUGGGCCCUUGUGCUGUUAACUCUGUGGAUCUUUCUGAUGGAUCCUCUUGGAGAAGUGGGGUGUUUGUAGAAAGAUGCAAGUACUUGGAGGAAAGCAAAUGUGUGGGAAUUUGUAUCAACACUUGUAAGCUUCCUACACAGACUUUCUUCAAAGAUUACAUGGGGGUUCCUUUGCUGAUGGAGCCAAACUUCAGCGAUUAUAGCUGCCAGGGUCUCUCUUGUAAUCGUGUGGCAAUCCCUGUCUCUCGUUUCUAAUCCACGUGUAGAAAAAUACACUAAUUGUGACAUAGAUUUGGCAGAUAGUCAAUGAGAAAUAGCCGAAUGGUCCAAUUAUUAUCUUCCAAAGAUGAAUCUUUUGGUUUAUUGCAGAAAUCAUUCACAUGAAUUUUUCAUACAGCUUCCCGGCUGAGCACGACCUUGUGGCUAUCCUAUCCUAUGUCUUUCUUGGAUUCUUUAUAUUAAUUAUUUGACAAAACUCAUAUUUUUGCAACUGUAUUUUUUUUUAUAUAAUUAUACUAAUUUUUUGUUAUUUCAAUUACACUAUUAGAUCUGUAUUUUUUAGUCAAUUUAACUCAUGUAUUUUGAUCUUUUUUUGUAUGACAAUUCAAAAUUUGUUAUUUCAAUUAAACAGUUAUAUUCACUCACAUUUUUU
Messenger RNA from Diospyros lotus (date-plum), 1149 nucleotides. RefSeq names its product beta-carotene isomerase D27, chloroplastic. The coding region runs from base 60 to 752 and encodes 230 amino acids. Gene Ontology annotation, molecular function: iron ion binding. NCBI's taxonomy places the organism in Eukaryota, Viridiplantae, Streptophyta, Magnoliopsida, Ericales, Ebenaceae. The transcript is spliced from 8 exons. The record is from RefSeq and is a predicted model, not a curated record.